AUGUUUCCUGAAGGGGAAAUAACCAUAACCCUUCAGGAUGUGGGUCUAAUAACCGGGUUGCCGGUUAAUGGUGCAGCUGUAACAGGCCGAUCACGUCACCAUUGGUCAUCAGUUUGUGAGGCAUUAUUAGGUGUCGUUCCACCUAAUAAUGCGAUUAGAGGGUGUUAUCUAAAAAUGAACUGGCUAGCUGAGGAGUUUAGUCAACUUCCAGAUGAGGCUGAUGAGGAAGUUGUACAUAGGUUUGCAAGAGCAUACAUUAUGAGGGUCAUUGGAUCCAUUUUUAGUGAUACAUCUGCAUCGCGUGUGAACCUGAUGUUCCUACCUUUACUAACCGAUCUUGAAGAAGCCGGCAAUUAUAGCUGGGGUGGGGCCUGUCUGGCAUGGUUGUAUAGACAGUUAUGUAAGGCGACAAAUCCUGAAGUUAUGCAGAUGGCUGGUCCCUUGUUCAUUGUUCAGAUAUGGGCUUGGGAUUGGAUAACAGCAGUAUCGCCGGCACUGUCGAAUAGAGUACCACAUCAUGACGCUCCACUAGGCAGCAGGUGGAAGUGGCAUCAGCCGGAUCGGGUCAUGCGACAGUUUGGUAUGCAACAGCAUAUUCCUGUUGAACUUCAACAGUCUGCUGCACUCCAUGAUGUUGAUUUGCGGAAGAGCGACACAAACUGGGCAAAAGAUGAUGGUCUGGAGCACAUGUACGCUAUUACUAACAAUCCUACCACUGGUAGCAUGACAGCUAUAUGCGACCUCAUACAGUCUGUGUAA
Manihot esculenta (cassava) is the source of this 759-nucleotide messenger RNA. Its product is annotated as serine/threonine-protein phosphatase 7 long form homolog. The record is from RefSeq and is a predicted model, not a curated record. Bases 1 to 759 code for a protein of 252 amino acids. The transcript has 4 exons. Gene Ontology annotation, biological process: meristem maintenance; meristem development. NCBI's taxonomy places the organism in Eukaryota, Viridiplantae, Streptophyta, Magnoliopsida, Malpighiales, Euphorbiaceae.